AUGGUCCCCGAAAAUCGUGGGUUCGAAAGUCACUACGGAUAUCUAAUCGGGGCAGAGGGACAUUACAAUCACUCGCAGUUUAUUCAAGGUCAAAGUGGAGUGGACUUUCGCGACGGGGGCAAGUCAACGAAUUCUAGCUGGGGUCAAUAUGGCGCAGAAAUCUUUGCUGAUCGAGUGGAAAAGCUUGUCGAAGCUCAUGACCCAGAGGAAUCUUUUUACAUGUAUGUUGGUCUUCAGAAUGUUCAUUACCCAUUGGAAGCGCCGCAGAAAUACGUUGACAUGUACUCAUGGAUUGAGGAUCGAGAUCGACGCAUUUACGCGGCAAUGACGAAGAGUAUGGACGAUACAGUAGGUCGAAUCAUCGACAGUUUCAAGAACAAAGGCCUCUGGGAAGAUACCAUUGUCUACUUUACCACGGACAAUGGAGGAAGCACCCUCUACGGCGGUAACAACUGGCCACUAAGAGGACUGAAGAACACUCUUUGGGAAGGCGGUAUAAGAGGAAUCGGAUCAAUCAAGAUCCCGGGAGUCUCCGCCGACAAACGAAACCAGCUGAUGCACGUGGUUGAUGUCUUCCCAACUCUUCUCGAUCUCACACAAUGCGCAAACACCCGAAAAGUGAAAUUCGAUGGCAAGUCCCAAGCCAAAAUGCUCGUUGAAAAUGAUGAGUCACAGAAUGACUCGUUCCUAAUCAACAUUGACCCGCUUCGUUUGAACAAGAAAUCGCCAGAUAAUCGAACAUGGAAUUCUGACUAUGACGUGAGAGUACAGUCCGGAUUGAGGUGGAAGCAGUGGAAGUUGCUGACCGGACAGCCGUCGAGUGAUGGGUAUCCAACUGGGCAUAUUUAUCCUCCUGAAUGGCCGAAAACUGAUCGUAAAAAUGACAACACGAAUAAUUUCGAUGCUAUUUCUGACCUAAACGUACGAUUGUACGAUAUCGAAAACGAUCCACUGGAAGACUUUGAAAUUUCAAACGAAAAUAAAGACAUCGUCGAGCAAAUGCUAAACAUGCUCUCUGCCUAUAACUCCAACGCAGUUCCAUGCCGCUGGCCAAAGCCGGAUCCAGCGGGUUUGCCGGACCAAAAUGACGGCUUUUGGAAGCCCUGGAUCAACACAAAUCAUAAACUUCAGUUCGAGCCCAGUCUCUAG
Molecule: messenger RNA, 1149 nt
Organism: Oikopleura dioica
Lineage: Eukaryota; Metazoa; Chordata; Appendicularia; Copelata; Oikopleuridae
Source: the annotation of a GenBank genome assembly